AUGAGUUGUCAGUCGUUCUCAAGAAACAUAGGACCUGCUCUCAUUGCAUGGUUCCUCUUGUUAUCGCUCACAUCCCUGUAUUUGUUCUUUAUAUGUUGGGAUUUUAGCAGGCAAACCAGCUAUGCGUUGAUAGCAGUGCAUUCCUUACUGAUAUUUUACGUUGUCAGUACAUUCGGGAGGGCAACGUUUAUGGAUCCAGGCUAUCUGCCGAUUGGUACCCAGUGCGUACCGGGCGAGAAAAUGACGACGAUUGAGAAAGGAGCAGCCCGUACUGUCAUGUACAAAUCAGUAGAAAUUAACGGAAUUGCCACCCGGUUGAAGUGGUGUGUAACUUGUGAGAUUUACCGUCCACCAAGGUGUUCUCACUGCUCAAUUUGUAAACAUUGUAUUGACGUGGGUAUUUUAUAUUGCUUGAAUUCACUCCUCACUCUAGACGUUCGAUCACCAUUGUCCUUGGUUGAACAACUGUAUUGGGAGAAGAAACUAUCGGUACUUCUUUGCCUUUCUCCUUUCUUUGACUCUGCAUAUGGUGACGACGUUCGGGGUAUCUGUUUCGUUCGUCCUUAUGCGAGCCGACAGAUUGUCUACGUAUCCGGUCAUCAUUGCGUCACUUCGAAGUACGAUCUAGAUAUGAAUCCGUACAACCGCGGAUGUUGCAUCAAUUGGCUUCACGUAUUUUGCAAGGCCGAGGGGGCAAUACUCAUACGACCCACAACAAAUUUGGAACCAAACUUCAGUAGAUACUUGAAGAGCCCCAAAGAACGUGCAAAUGCGUACGUACUGAAGUCUCCACCUCCUGGUACUGAUCCGUACACAUCGAAUCAACAUGCGUUCAAAUCUGGAGAAUAUUUUGACGGUCAUUCACAGUCUGCAACAGACGCUACAACCCGCAGCGAAGAUGUAGAUCACCUGAAUCAGCUUCAAAAGGAACGUGACUGCUCGAAUGAUACUGCAUUGUCUCUUAGUGGAAUAGGAGCUAGCCCACCUGUGUCUGCUUCACUUCCGUCACCUCUUCCGCCUGCCACCACUUCAGUGGAACCCUCCAGACAGAAUUCCGCUGUGUUGGAAUCCCGAACGGCAAAAAUUUCUGCUCCGCAUGGUUUCACAACCCCCGAAACUUUGUCACGUGCAGUGCUGGCAAAGCCAUCCGCUUCUGAGCUGCCACGUUCUGUGGCACAUACAUCCGAAUCGCCGGUUCCUCUGUCAAACGUUGACUUUUCUCGCGUGGCCAAUGGACUGUACGUUCAAUCAGACACGGGGACGACAGGUUACCUAUCAAUGGCAGGUGAUCAAUCUACACCACUUCUCAUGUCGAGUAACACACCGGAAGCCGUUGACAAUCUAUCAGGUGGGAGGAAAUUUCGCCGACCUUCCAAUUUAUUGUACACCACUUAUGAACAACAAUGGGCAUCGCCUAAACUCUACACUUCCGAAACACAUCCUCCACCUGUCAUCUACGCACCACACCCUCCGAUCCAUGGCUCUGGAGUGGGACGCGAUUCUUCCAGGGACUUGCCCCGUUUGCAAACGGUAAACAGUAACCUGCCUUUAGGGGGAAAAGCCAUCUCAGCUCAUCCCUCUUCAUCGUUGUGUAAUCUCCGGGAGAAACCGUAUGCCCCAGUCACGUUUUCGUAUUUACCCACCGGUGUCCAGUCUACUGGAGAUCGCCAUUUAUCACCCAGUUUUGUUGUGGCCGAUUUAGGCACAACCCGAUCGAAAUUUCAGCAAUCCUCGCCGAAAUCGCGAUCCAGAUCGGCCCCAACCCGACGAAAUUUCAGCAAUCCUCGCCGAAAUCGCGAUCCAGAUCGGCAGGAACAGUCGCCGUUCCGUCUGGGACUCUUGCAAACGUUUAGCGGACUUCAAAUGGCGCCUUCAAGUAACAUUGCUGCACCAAAAUAUGCGAUCAAAGGUACUGAUAAUGGUGUCCACGUAGCGGAUGCCCAUCGAUCGGGCAACCGAACGUUGAUUUCGCAGGGUCAAAAGGCUCCAGAUUCCUCCAAGUUAACCCAACGAUCGAAUCUUCAACAACAGCAACGAGGGCUGUUUUAUCAAUACUCUUCAGGUAAUGUUGAUUACUCUGCUUCCGGUGGACAGCUUAGCUCAAUGCAAGGCAUUCCGUCGUGGCCUCCUGCCAUACCUCCACAUGGUGCACCCAACAUAGGGCAUCAUACAUCACAUUUAGAGAAAGACCGUUCCACUGGACACAACUCAAACCGCCUUCUCGUUUCUGAGCGUGUGAGAAUGUUAGAAGACACGGAUAUUGCCAACUUUUCAGCGACAGCCAACUCAUCGCUUAUGCACUACCCACAAGAUUUCCACGGAUCACUAGGUGAUCCACCAGGUAAUAGUUUCACCAACCGACACGGUUCCAACUGUCCACCACCACCCUUACCCCCUCAUCACCGCGCUUCUAAAUCUGUGGUAGUACGAAAGUGCGCAUGUUAUGGUACCCAAUCCAAACCCAGACUGGACCCCUGA
Messenger RNA from Opisthorchis viverrini, 2478 nucleotides. RefSeq lists its product as hypothetical. Gene Ontology annotation, cellular component: endoplasmic reticulum; Golgi apparatus. Bases 1 to 2478 code for a protein of 825 amino acids. The record is from RefSeq and is a predicted model, not a curated record. The transcript has 7 exons. Gene Ontology annotation, molecular function: protein-cysteine S-palmitoyltransferase activity. NCBI's taxonomy places the organism in Eukaryota, Metazoa, Platyhelminthes, Trematoda, Opisthorchiida, Opisthorchiidae. Gene Ontology annotation, biological process: protein targeting to membrane; peptidyl-L-cysteine S-palmitoylation.